GCAAAUUUCUGGAGCGGGGAGAGGGAGAGCCCGGGAAGGGGGUGGCGUGGCGGUUGGUGGUGGGGAGGGGAGGGGAGGGAAGCCUUUUAAUGACUCAUUGAUUGAGCCGGUUUAAAAUUAGUUGUGUGCGCGAGUGUGAGUGUGUUUUCCGCCCCCCGGAGCCGCCGGGAGCCGGGAAGGAGGGAGCAGGGCUCGGCGAGGGGAAGACGGCGCGGCGGGGCCGCGAGCAGGGGGCAGGGAGGGCCUGGAGUGACGGCGGGCGAGGAAGAAAAAUAAGCUUUUCCAAUCUCCUCCCCUCUGUUUUCCCCCCCUCGUUUCUUUUCUCUCUCGGAAGCUCUAGGGUGUGAAUCACAUUUUCUUUCUUCUCGGCAAAAUGGACCCCGCGUCUGGGGAGGGGGAGGGGAGAGGGUGGGGAGGGAGGCGGCGGAGACGGGGCUUAUUUUUCAUCCUGGCUUCCCCCUUCCUGCCGCAUCUGCGGGCGGCCGCGGCGAGGAGAGCAGGUCCGGGCUGCGGCUGGGAAAGCUCGAAGCCGGCGAGUCGCCCCGGCCCCGCUCCUGCUCCGAGCCUGCGGCGGCGGCGCGCACCUGCCGCGGGACUGCCCCUUUCCAGCCGCCUCGCUGCCUUCCCGAAGCACCGCCGAGGAUUCGCGGCCGCGUCCGGCCGAGCCCCCAGCCGCGCGGAGGACCGGCGGCCCAGCCGGGCGUCUCCUGCGAGGCCCGCGCUGUCUGCUGCGCCGGUCAGAAGAGAUGUGCGGCUGGGACGGCGCAUUUUUGGCCGAGUGCGCGCGGGCUUUAUGCUGUUCGCGCCCCCCGAGUCGCCCCAAAUGCGGGAUAUUGGGUGGGGGGUGCGGUUGGAAGGCGCUAAGAUGGCGCUGGGCCUGGCCUGUCGCCAGGGCUGGUGGCGCAGUUGCUCGGCGGGCGCCAUCUUUCUCGCGGCGCGGGCGGCGCCCUCCGAGGACAUCUCGCUGACCAGGGCGCCGCGAGGCCCGGGGCUAGCGGGAGUCGAGAGCAGGGUGCUGAAUUCUGGAGAUGGGACCGGGGUCGCGCGUCCUUCUUUCCCACGCCCCCAGCCAAAAGACUAGGCCGCCGGCUCGGAGCAGGAAGGGCUGGGGCCAGCUUCUUCCUCCUUCCCACUUGUGAUGGAGGAAGGGGACUGGGGGUCGAGCCUCGCGGCUGAUGGGUUCCCUCCCUGACCCCGCACCCCCACUCCUCCCAGUCAAAAUUGGAGGUGAGGCAGUCCUGCCAUUUUCUCUCCUGCGAUCUGAGAGUGGACGCCUUUGUCUUCUCUGGCCCGGCGUGGGGGCAGGGCAUUGAGCCUUUUCCUUCAUUCUUCUCCAAUUAUUGAAAGUAGAGUCCAACCAGGUUACAAAACUAAAAAAAAGAGUCCAGGAUAUUGUCUGCCUUCCGGUAACAUGGUUCUCUGUGGGUGCCCUACGCUCCGUUUCUUAGGUUUAGUCUAAAACAACCCUGAGGAGACAUUUACUAGUUGUCAGAUUAGGGGAAGGUGAUGGGUUCCAGUUUUUUGAAACUUUUUUUGUUGGCUUUCAUAUUACUUCAAAUGGCAGUGAAUUAAAACAGUUUCUUAGAACUCUGAUCUGAAAAGUUAAAUACGCUUUAAAACACUGUGAAACUCUUCUAAAAAGCAAAACUGCAUUAUUAAAAGCAUCCAUGUAAGUAUCUGUUGGUAGUAAGUAUCUAUAUUAGAGAUGGGAGAGGGGUUUAACUUUUAAAUUGUUAUUGAAAAGAGGAGGGGAAAGGUCUAUAAAGCUCUGAUCUCUCUAGAAGUCCACAUACAUGGAAAGUAAAUAGUUAAUUUCUAGUGUAGAAAAAUAACAGUGGUGCCAGUAGGUGUGUCCUUGUGUUUAUGAAUAUACAUAGUGGAUGUUUUAGACCACUUAAUAAGACCUAUCAUAUAUUGAAUACCUGCUGUAUGCCAGGAACUGUGCCUGAUGCUUUGUAUAAUUUCUAUUAUAUCAGCCCUGAAAUAGUGAUUUUAUGAUCUGUCUACCGGAGAAUGAACUAACGCUCACAGAAGUAUAGUAAUUGUUCGAGGUCUUGCAGUUUUAAGUAGUAAAGUUGCCAUCGAAUCACAAAAGCUAUGUUCUUCCCCCUACACCUAUGGUUUCCAAAUCUGAGCAUCAGAAUUAACUUGGGAGAUGUUUUUAAAUAGAGAUUUGUAACAGCACCUCUUCCAUCAUCAUUUGCUAGGGCCAAUUGGGUCGUUUAAUAAUGUGUCAGGCACUCCAACUUCUUGAUGUUCAAUAUUGACAUUCUGGCCCACCCUGCACCCGCUAUAUCCGAAGAUCUAGUAUUCCAAAGCUCUCCAGGUGAUUCCAGUGUGACACAGAUAUUUGGACUGUCUUGUACUAUGCUAUGCACUGUUCUGCUGUUUUUUGAAUUGGAACAUGAGAAUUGAGGUCCAUGUAAUUUUGAGUUUGAGCAGUUUUUUGCUCACAUUAGUCUCAUUUUUAUUUUUCCCCUUCUAGCUGCCAUUUAUCAAAUAAUCGAAAUUAUUUCCUCAGAGAAAAAGGUUUAGGUAUCCUAAUACUUGAAAAUCUCAGUACAUUUUUUUAAAGUAUAUUGUCUCGUUCUAUUGGGAAGUUAUACAACAUACAGGCUUCUAGGUCUAGCCAGGCCAUCUAGUUUAGUCAAGACAGCUGUGUAACAAACAUAGCCUUGAGGCCCGGCACGGUGGCUCAUGCCUGUAAUCCCAGCCCUUUUGAGGCCAAGGCGAGCGGAUUACCUGAAGUCAGGAGUUAGAGACCAGCCUGUCCAACGUGGUGAAACCCUGUUGCUAAAUAUACAAAAAAGCUAGCCGAGUGUGGUGGCAGGUGCCUGUAAUCCCAGCUACUUGGGAGGCUGAGGCAAGAGAAUCACUUGAACUGGGGAGGCGGAGGUUGCAGUGGCCCGAGACCGCGCCGUUGCACUCCAGUCUAGGAAACAAGAACGAAACUCCCAUCUAAAAAAAAAAAAAAAAAAAAAAAAAGAAUUGAAUCCAGGAUUGAUCCAGAAAUUGAGAAUAGGGUAGAAAAGACCCUGAUAUAAAGACCUGAAGAUAAAUCCUUAAAAGAUUGUUUCCUGAAUUUUGAACUGUGGACAUAUCUUCUGGGUUUUGGGAAGUAGGAUGGUCGAGUUAUGUGGAACCUAAUAGCAGAAUAUGGAUAAAAAGACAGGUCAGGGCCAGGCACAGUGGCUCACACCUGUAAUCCCAGCACUUUGGGAGGCCGAGGUGGGCGGAUCACGAGGUCAGGAGUUCGAGACCAGCCUGACCAACGUGGUGGAACCCCGUCUGUACUAAAAAUACAAAAAUUAGCCGGGCUUGGUGGCACGUGCCUGUAAUCUCAGCUACUCAGGAGGCUGAGACAGGAGAAUGAUUUGAACCUGGGAGACGGAGGUUGCAGUGAGCUGAGAUCGCGCCACUGCACUCCAGCCUGGCGACAAAAAACACAGGUCAGGAAGAAGCAUCUAGAGCAGGUGAUGAAUAGAUGACCUUACUAAAAUGAGAAAGAACCAAAUCAGUGAUGAAAUCAUUAAUUCCUCUGGAUUAAGGAUCAUGUAUUUUAUUUUGUGCUCUCUUGUUGAUUCUUCUCAAAUCGUUGUGUUUAGUAAUUGCUAGGGAGAGUAGUUUAAAACUUAGAUUUGUUAGGGCCGGGCGCGGUGGCUCACGCCUGUAAUCCCAGCGCUUUGGGAGGCUGAGGCGGGCGGAUCACAAGGUCAGGAGAUCGAGACCAUCCUGGCUAACACGGUGAAACCCCGUAUCUACUAAAAAUACAAAAAAUUAGCCGGGCGAGGUGGCAGGCGCCUGUAGUCCCAGCUACAAGGGAGGCUGAGGCAGGAGAAUGGCGUGAACCCCGGGGGGCGGAGCCUGCAGUGAGCCGAGAUCGCGCCACUGCACUCCAGCCUGGGUGAAAGAGCGAGACUCCGUCUCAAAAAAAAAAAAAAAAAAAACUUAGAUUUGUUAUGCAGAUGUCAGAAUUAUGCCAUCUUUGCAUAUGUCCACAUUGGAAAAUUUUUGUAAGGAGCAUCUGUUGGAUACCUCUGUGCAGUCUGUGUCCAGUCUAGACCACUAGGUGGGUGGAGUGACUUCCAGUUUUUGAAGGGAAAUCACUUCUGGUUUUUCUCCCCUUGUUUUUUAUGGUAAAUGCCAAAGUAAUUAUAAUCUUUUACUAGACUAAAAUCCGGUAAAGCUUGAAAUGAGGGGGAAAUCUCAAAGAAACCUGCUUAGAGGGAAAUAGUAGUUUCUUUAACCUUUAUUGGAAUUUUAAGACCAGCAAGAUCUCUGCACUCAUGAAAUUUACAGUAUAGUGGGGAAGGACAGAAAAUAGUUAAAAAGUCAAGAUAAUGACAGAUUAAGAAAAAAUAUAAGUGGCUGAUGGAUCUAAAAGAGUAUGUUGGGAAUGACCAUUUUGGUUAGUAAGGGUCAAGGAAAGUCUUUUUGUAGUGGUGAUAUUUGAGCUAAGACUUGAAACAUGAACUUGUGCUAGCCGUGUGAAAAGCUGGGGAGACAUUCCAGACCUGGGAACAAGUUCAAAGACCAGGAAGGCUGGGUGUUAGACUGGAGAGAAGGCUCCUCUGAGCAAGGGGAGAAAUUAAGAAUAGGGUAGGAAUGAGAUGGAGUUGGAGAGAUCCUAUAGGUCGUCUUGUAUUAUGCCAUAGGGGGAUUUUUGGAUUUAAUUCUAAUGGCAGAGGGGUUUUAAUUUGGGCAGUGAUAAUGUUUUUAAAAAUAGCUGGCUAUUUAGAGGAAGAGAGGAAACGGAAGUUAGGAGGCUAUUGUAGUAGUCAGCUCAAGAUCGAUAGUAUCUCAGGCAAGUAAAGUGGCAAUGAGAUACAGCAGAGUAGACAGCAACUUUUACAUGUGUAUUUUGGAGAUGGAAUCAGAAGGAUUUGCUUACUGGGUGGCUGUGGAGGGAGAGGGAGGAAUCAAGGGUGCCUUCAGGUUGCAGACUCCAGCCUUGGGCUGCUGAUGGUACCAUUUGCUGGUUGGAGAAGACUGGAGGAGGAACAGGUGGGGAGGGGUGGGUGCAAGAGUUCUGUGUGGAACCUGUUGUAUGUUUUAAAUACUUGGGAGACAUCCAAGUGGAGAGUUAAGUAGGCAAUGCAUAUUUAAGUCAAGCUGAGGGAAGUGAUCUAGACUGGACAUAAUUUUGGGAGUCACUAGUAUACAGAUGGCAUGUCAUGGAACUGAUUGAGAUUGUUUGUGGCCUUAAGAUCAAGCCCUAGGAGACUGACUUGAGUAAUAAAACUCUGGUCUCCCACACAUCCAGCUCUGUGUGGGGAAAAAAAAAAAAAAAAAAACCUAAAACACUAACAACAGCUAAAGCUUGGGCAAAGGAGACUGAAAAGGUUCAGCCAUUAAAGUGGGAGAGUAUUUUAUUAUUUUCAAGAAAGAGGGAAUGGUCACUUCUGUCAAAUGCUGCUGAGAAGUUACACAAUGAGAAUAGAGAAAUGUCUAUUUGGAUUUGACAACAUGAUGGUGACUGUUUUGACAAGUGGUCCAAGCCACAUUGGAAUGCUUUGAGGAGAGAAUAGGAAGUGAGGUGAAUAUCGACAGCUCGUUAGGGAAAUUUUGCUGCUGUGAAGUGGAGAGAAACAGCUUAGUGGCUUCAGAGGGAGAUGGGGUCAAAGAAGGGGGCUUUUUUUUUUUUUUUUUUUAAUUUUUUUUUUAGACAAGAUGUCACUCAGUCAUCCAGGUUGGAGUGCAGUGGUGCAAAUUGUGGCUUACCACAGCCUCGACCUACUGGGCUCAGGUGAUCCUCCUAUCUCAGCCUCUCCUGAGUAGCUGGGACCACAGGUGUGCACCACCAUAACCCAACUAAUUAAAAAAAAAUUUUUUUUUGUAGAGACGGUCUCCCUGUGUAAAGAACAGGGCUUUUCUUUUAAACAGCAGGAACUAGGUAGGCUAAUGAGAAUAUUUAAUAGAGAAGGUGAGACUAAUCCAGAAGAGAGACCAAGACUACCAAGGGAGCAGCAUUCUUUUUUUUUUUUUUGGAGACAGUUUUGCUCUUGUUGUCCAGGCUGGAGUGCAGUGGCGCAAUCUUGGCUCACUGCAACCUCCACCUCUUGGGUUCAAGCAAUUCUGCCUCAGCCUCCCAAGUAGCUAGAAUUACAGGUAUGCAUCACCACACCCAGCUAAUUUUGUAUUUUUAGUAGAGACGGUUCCACCAUGUUGGCCAGGCUGGUCUCAAACUCCUGACCUCAGGUGAUCCACGUGCCUAGGGCUCCCAAAAUGCUGGGAUUGUAAGUGUGAGCCACCAUGCCCGGCUGGGAGCAGCAUUCUUAAGGAAUUCAAGACACAGGAAGAACACUUGCCUUUGGUGGGAGCAAGACAACGCAGUGUGGCAGAAGACAGAGAAUGGGGGCACAAGUGCAAGGCGAAUUGGAGGUAGAAUAUAGGACUUUCUGACGGCUUCUGUUUUCUCAGUGAAGUCUGAGGCAAGGCCAGCGACUUAAACGAAGAAGGGGUAGUGGAUGAUUUCAAGAGUGAUGGACACUUCACCUUGAGCAACAGGACAAGGAACUGAGUAACUGGAAAACAAGGUAGUUUCAAUGCUGGGCAUUGUUGAAUCCCUCGCCAUGGCUUGGGGCCAUGAAUUUAAGGUGAAACUAGUCAGCUGAGUUAGUUGUGUGAUUUUUUUCUCCUAGCAACAUUCAGCUGUUAUGAGGGCAGCAAAGAGCAGGCAGGUGAUCAGUUCACCCAAAAUUCAUGUUUUGCCCUGCAGGUUUGACAGAGGACAAGCAGUGCCAGAGGCUUGAGAGUAGUUGCAGGGGGGUGAUUUUGAUGAUGAACCUUGAAAUGUUAGCUGAGUAGAAAAUCAAGAGAAGAAUCGGAGUGAGAGCCAUGAAAAUCAUUACUGGCUUAAAGUGGGUUAGUGGGUACAGAGUUUCAGUUUGGGAAGAUGAAAAAUUUCUAAAGCUGGAUAGGGCUCUUGGUUUCACAACAAUGUGAAUGUAUGUAAUGCCACUCAACCGAACACUUAAAUAGUUAAAAUUCAGUAACUCCAUAGAGAAAUAAAGGGCUUUCCCAAUCCUGGAAAAAAAUGGUUAAAAUUGUAAAUCUUACAUAUAUUUUACCAUAGUAAAAAAUGAAUGAGGCUGGGCCCAUGGCUCACACCUAUGAUCCCAGCACUUUGGGAGGCUGAGGCAGGCACAUCACUUGAGGCCAGGAGUUCGAAACCAGCCUGGCCAACAUGGCAAAACUCAUCUCUACUAAAAAUACAAAGAAAAUAGCAAGGCAUGGUGGCACACACCUGCAAUCCCAGCUACUCAGGAGGCUGAGGCAUGAGAAUCGCUUGAACCUGGAAAGCAGACGAUGCAGUGAGCUGAGAUCUCCCCACUGCACUCCAGCCUGGGUGACAGAGGUAGACUGUCUCAAAAAAAAAAAAAAAAAAAGAAUGAACACUUAAAUAUUUGUGGCAGAUAGAGGUGUUAUUUGCAUGUGGAAGAAAAUUGCUUUAGAAAUGAAAUUUCAGAUUACUGAAACUAAAGAGAAAGUAUCUCUUAUCAUGGUACCAAACUUGAGGGUGCAUAGGUCACCUAUAGACAGAGAUUCUAGAAUAGGACCUGGGAAUAUUACAUUAUUUGCUCCCAUGUUUACUGUUUUGUUCUAAGCCUUUAGCACAGCAUUCAAAACAAGUUGAGCACUCAGUAAACAUUUGCUGACUCAGUACUUGCAGAACCUAGGUAGAGUAGAAUGAUGGGAAUCAAAAGGAAAACAGUAUUCUGUAGAGAUCAGCAAUACCUUACACUAGUAGAGGAAUCUGUGAGAAAAAGAAUCAAGACCAUUGAAUGUGUGGCGGCUUAUAGCAUUUGACAUUCUGAUCUGUGCAAGUGAUGAGAAAAAAAAUCUGAUUACAGAACAGGGAAGGAGAGAAAUAAGCAUUGAGUUUCGUUUUUUGUUUGUUUUUGAGACAGGGUCUCACUCUGUUACCCAGGCUGGAGUGCAGUGGUACAACCGUAGCUCACUGCAGCCUGGACCUCCUGGGCUCAAGGGAUCCCCCAACCUCAGCCUCCCAAGUAGCCGGGACUAUAGGAACGCAACACCAGGCCCAGAUAAUUUCUUUAAUUAAUUAAUUAAUUAACUUAUUUUUUUGUAGAGACGGGUUUCUCUCUGUCACCCAGGCUGGCCUCAAACUCCUGGGCUCAAGCAGUCUUCCCACCUUGCCCUCCCAAAGUGCCGGGAUUACGGGCGUGAGCCACUGCAUCCUGCCAAGAAAAUCAUUUUUUAUUUAAAUAAUGUCAAAUGGAAGUAUGUAGCACCCCCGCACCUUUUCCCCUUUCUUUCCUCUUUGAAUCUGCUGUCAUUCCCUUUUUCUUGAGUUUUCUUUGCUCCCCAAAUAGGCUAAACAAUAACUGUAAAGUGAAAUUAGAGAAAAUAAGAAUGGAGUAGAUGAUGGAAUUCAAAAUAGCUGUCUACAUUCUUCACUGAGAAAGAUAGCUUUGAGUUUAAGGUGAGAGGAGCAAAUCUGGGGAAAAAUGGGUGAAACAGCAUGAUUUAAGUAGCAUACCAGAUGCGUUUCUGCAUGGCAUGGCUCUUGCUUGAUGAAUAAUGUUCUGUAUAGUAGAAGAGGAAAAUACAGUGAGUGAAGGAGCUGGCAGAAGGUGGGCUGGGGGAGUUGGGGAAGAGUGAAAUGAGUAUGGAGAGGUGAGAGAGCUGACUGCAAAGGCAUGUGGGGUGUGGACUUUAAAAGGAAAGCCCUAAGGUGGAAAUCACUAACAUGGUGCCUGGCUACAAGCAGAAGUCUGCCCUUUUGUAGUGCAGUUGAGGAGAGCUCAGGGGCUAUCAGAAUGCUGUGUGGGAAAGUGGAAGAAAGAGGACCUGGGAGCAGCAGCUUUGUGCUGGUUUGUUGUUGUUUUCCCUACCUCGUAUGUACUCCCACUCAGGAAAAGAUCCUGAGACCUCUCUGUACCAGAUCUUCUUAUACCCAGGUUCUCCUUAAUCCCAAUCAACUUUAAUCUAUAAAGUUAUGGUUUGUUUACUUAUAAAUUUAUUUUUAAUAAAGUUGUGAAACUGAA
Symphalangus syndactylus (siamang) is the source of this 9011-nucleotide messenger RNA. RefSeq lists its product as uncharacterized. Lineage: Eukaryota; Metazoa; Chordata; Mammalia; Primates; Hylobatidae. The record is from RefSeq and is a predicted model, not a curated record.